UUAUCUUCCGGAUCGCUGACAGCAACCGAGCAACGAAACCGGGAGCCGUUUCAUCGCAGCAGCGAGCCCGGUGUAACCAUCAAGAUUACCGGCCGCGGCGGUUGCGCCAAGUACUGUGGUACAGCUCCAUCACCCGGCAACAUUUCAUUCUCCAGUUUUCGUCAGUCCUUCACCUCCAAUGUCAACUACCUGAAACGGAGGUUCUCAUCAGGGGACCUAAGCUCGGAACUCGACGAUGAGCCCAACGCGGAUCCUGGGUUGGCCACCGUGGGCCGGCAGGACUCGUCUCAGCCGUAUCAAACGGUGCCGGACCGACCCCUGCAAUCCCAGCCGGGUCCGUUACCACCGCCGUCCCAGCCGCCGAUUCCGGGCGCGCCGCCCCAGGGACCGCCGCAGCCCAUCGGCGGCGAUCUCAGUCUCAACCUGAGACCCGGCUCGCGGACCACCAGCGCACCAUCCUCGCCGGCAAAGACAAGGGAGAGUUUGCUCCAACGGGUGCAGAGCUUAACCGGCGCCGCUCGCGACCAGGGUGCUUCUAUUUUGGGAGCGGCGGUAUCUGGCGCGACCAGAGGCUCGUCAUACAGCAAAGACCGAUGCUUCACUCUGCUGGUGAUCGAUGACCAAAACACCGACUGGAGUAAAUACUUCCGGGGGCGCAGACUGCAUGGCGAUUAUGAGAUCCGCGUGGAGCAGGCGGAAUUUCGAGAAGUGUCCCUGACGGCAAGCGAGGCGGGCACCGUUGUGUCCAUGGCUGUCUAUCGUAACGGGACCAAAGUUAUUCGAUCCUUCAAACCUGAUUUCGUAUUGAUACGUCAAAAUCUGCGAGAUGCUGGGGAAGACAACAAGAAUCUUCUUCUUGGUCUGAUGUACGGCGGUGUGCCCAGCGUUAACAAUCUUACAGCAAUUUAUAACUUUCAGGAUAAACCUUGGGUAUUUGCUCACCUGCUGGGACUACAGCGUCGUUUAGGUAAAGACAACUUCCCCCUGAUCGAACAGAGUUAUUACCCCAAUCAUCGCGAAAUGGUGAGCGCAUCUCGAUAUCCCGUAGUGGUGAAACUGGGCCACGCCCACGGCGGAACCGGCAAGGCCCGUGCGGAAACAAAUCAGGAAUUUCUAGAUCUCGCUUCGUUGGCAGCUAUGGCGAACACUUACUGCACGGCGGAACCCUACAUCGACACCAAGUACGACGUGCACGUGCAGAAAAUCGGGAACAACUACAAGGCUUUCAUGCGAAAAAGCAUAAGUGGCAACUGGAAAUCGAACACCGGAUCAGCUAUGCUGGAACAGCUUUCUGUAAGCGAGCGACAUCGUACAUGGGUCGACCAUGUGGCGCAAUUAUUUGGAGGAUUGGAUAUCUGUGCGAUUGAAUUGCUAGUUGGCAAGGACGGCCGGGAACAUAUUAUCGAGGUCAACGACAGCGCGCUAUCUUUAAUGGGUGACUCUCAGGAAGAGGAUCGACGUCACAUCGCGGACUUGGUCACCGCGAAGAUGCAGGUCUAUUGUCGACCUCCAAGCAUGUUAACGAAGACCGCCUCGCGGGGCUCGAUGUCGGGUUCUAGCCAAGUGGGUAGUCCGGUAGAAGAUCGAACUGCACCUCCAACUGCACCUAUGGGAUCCCACGGAAGUAUAGGCUCGAUGGCUAGUAUAGGCAGCUUAGGUUCCAUAGGUUCCACCGCACCACCGAUUACAGCCGAUGUCACCGCCUCGGAUAGUCAUCAUCAAUUGCAACGGCGUGACUCUCAAGCUUCUCAAUCGAGCACGGUGAGCAGCGCGCCGUCCGUCGGCCGACGUACCGAAGAACCACCGACAACCAGAGUGCCGUUCCAUCGACAGGGCAGCCAGUCGCAGGCCCAGGGUGAGGACACCGAGGACACGAUGAAGAAUCUGCGAAAGACAUUUGCUGGCAUUUUUGGGGACAUGUAGACCACAAGAUAUGGCCGACGUAGCGAGAGUGUGGACGUCGGGCACUCUCGCGAUGAGGUAGCUAAUGACAACAAGUCGGCACCAAUAACACGAACUCAUGAAAUUCUCCGACGAUCGCUAAGCAUGUUCCACGAAUGAAGCGCAUCACACUCGACGCGCCAAUCGUGCGAAAGUUGACGCGGAGCGUGUAGAUAUCUAUAUAUUUGCAGAUUGUCGUAGAAAACUCGCGAAAAUGCAUGCUACGCGAAGUGCAUUAAUCAUUUCAAUUUAAUAGAAAGUUAUCGGAAAAUAAGGGCUUCUUCAAUUAAAGUGUUAAAAGUACGAAUAGACCAAAUGACAUGAUUUAAGAUGCCACGAAGCAACUCUCUGGGUAUUUCGCUUAAACUUCUUCAAAGCCCUGGACUUGGACUCGGUCUACUCGCAUUCUUAGCACUUUAAUUAUGAACGUCAAUUAGGCCGAGCGGGGAACAAACCGAUAAUUACUGAUCAGGAAAAAAAACCAAGAUUUUCUCUUUCAACAAUUUAAUAAGCUAACGCGUUGUAUGGUAGCGAGGUAGGCACUGUAUAUUGAAAGCAUCAUGAUCAUGUGUGUAUGUAUACAUUGGGGAAUAAAGUAGGCUCUAUGUAAUCCGUGUACACUCUGACGAAUUAAAAGCUAGGCAAGUUCAGUCGAAGAAAAUGGAAACUCACUUAAUAUCAGCUUGAUGUCAGUUGAAUUACUACCGCGAUAUCCAGUGAAAUUUGCGUCAACAAUAAGCGCGCUUUGUCACUAUAAAAGCAGGAAUCGCUCCGUAGGCCCCUGGCAUCUCCUCAACCGGUUUUACUUCGAGCAUCCACUUUUAGGCUUAACGUUCGGAUCGUCGUGUGUCAUAUUGUCAUUAAGGGAAAAUGCAUUGCGAGAUAGAAAUUAAGGCAGGCAAUGGGCGUCUUUUGGGCGAUCUCGCAAUGUUUGUAAAAAUAUAUUCGUACGCCUAUGUCAUUCGAGAUAAUCGAAGACGACAAAAAAAGAGGAGAUUCGGGCAUUAUUCUGAACAUUUGGCUAACCGAGACUGCAAGCGGUCGUUUGGUUUCAUCUAGGACUACAAGUCGCGAGGACGUAUAUAUAUAUAUAUGCAUAUAUAUACCUAUUGUCUCUAUUAUUAAGCGCACAAGUAGUUUUAAGAUAACCAGGGAUGGGCGAAAUUUUUCCAUAUCGCGAAACGUCGAACUUCUUUAGAUCCAAAUCCAAAUCCGCGAAUUCUUUAUCCGCCAGUAAAGAAUAUAUAAAUUAGUUCGCGGCACACUAAUAAAUUUCCAAUGGAGGAUAUCACGCGUGUAGAUUUUCUGAUAAUGAUAAAAAUUUAUCGUGCAUCCCGAAAGUGGCGACACUUUUUUUUCCUAAAUUUUCGCACGUCGCGGGUUGUCGUUAGAGCUGCACAGGGCGACCACGCCGUCGGUGGAAAAUUCAUGAAAAUUUGGUCGCUGGGUUUUUAGCAUUAAGGAACCGUAUGUAAGCGAUGGAUCUUGGCGCGAGAAAUGAGAAUAAAUGGUCAAAUUGACCGGAAAUUCGGCAUGCGAUUAUGCAACGCGAGACAGAAUAUAUAAUUCCGAUACAUAGAUCUGCAAAUAUAUACAUAUACGCAUAUGUAUGUUCAAACAGACUGAAUGUAAUACCGGCGAGGUAUAACAGUUAUAAGCAUAAUUAAAACUACGCGGAGUACGGUACGAAGAAGGGGCAGUUUUCAUCGAAUCGAUCUAACUUAAUAAAAUAAGACUAAAGAAGAAAUUAGGUGAGACAAUCGACCGUGGUUUCAGCUCUGAAGAAAGGAUAGAUCAACAUUACGCAAUAAUUAUUGCGAAUUUAAAUCCUGCUGAACGGAAGCAGUUGCUAAAUGUGAUAAAACAUUCGAGAAAUAUCAAUUAAUAUAUAAUCAGUUGAUAGAGAUAAAAAGGAGAACGUAAAUUUUAACGACUGACGGGAAGGGCGAUUUAUUUGAAAGUAUGAUCUUAUUUGAAGCGCUGACGAUAUAAAUCGAUCAAGUCACACAUUGAUAUUAGUUAUAAAGUAAAAUAAAUAAGUAAAAUAAACGGGAAAUUAUUGUGUCAUAAUAAAAAAAUUAAAUAUACGUGAAUUAAAGGUGAGGGAAAUAGCCGCAGACGGCAGAAAAUUUCCGAUAUGCUCGUACGUGACCGAUUCGCAAUAUGAAAUACAAAAUAUCUAGAAUUUCUAUGCAAGUCUCUGGGUUUACAUUUUUCGAAAUUUGAUGGAUUUUGUCUAGCCUUCGGGAGGCCAGGGUCCGAUUAGCGCCAUUGAUUUCUUUUUUAUAUUUUCAGCGCUUCAUUUAUAAAACUCUAUGUAACGAAAAUCUGACUUUGUACGAUUUCGUCGUAUCUCUCUUUCGCGGUUUUUUAACUGCAUAAGUAAUAAGUAACUGACAGUUUGAUUUUCAUGUGCCUUGACACUGAAGUGUCCUUCGUAUCACGUUUUUCGCGAUAUCAGGUGACAAUUGAAAAGUGUAGAAGAUGAAACAUUUUUUCGGAGGAACGUAAGUUACGCGACGACGUUGGUAAAGUUCUGCAGAUAAGCAGAAUGAAGUAGGUAUUUUGAGCAGACAUUGCACUUUACCGCGUGAUACUUUUGAUCGUUUGUACUUUUUAUAAAGCUCGAUCUCAUUGCAUUUGUACAUUCGCUGAGACACACUGUUUCUUCACUGACCUUCACCGCGGCGGAGAAGUGUGCGUACCGUCCAACAGCUUACAUCCGUUACAACAUGAACGCAGUGUCGAGAUGCAAGAAUACGUUACGUAAAAGUAAGUUCUUGUAUACGUCAUAAUUUUCGCCGGGAUAAUCGCGAUCCUAACAAUUUUCAAUUCUGCAAUACAUAACGGUAGAUUGUCUUCCAUGCGUUGUGAAUAUUUUCAGCAGCGGAUCUCGUGCAAGUGAAACAGAUGUCUUAGCCCCUAACGUUCUUCUUUUCAAUAGUUUGACGUAGCUUAUAUUUCUGUGAACAUAAUUGCGUCCUUGAAAAUAUCUAAAUGUAAUUCGUAGUUUCUUUUUCAUCAUUUUUUCUCGCACUGAAAACUUCAAGUCUAGCAAGUCUUGUGAUUAGGAAGAAAAAAAAGUAAGGGUCAAACAGGGACACGAAGAUCGCACGAAAGGUUUAACAGCUGGACGCACACAAAAGAGAUCUUUAAUUCCAUUUUCAGAGCUGACGCCACGGUACGGAGAAGAGCAAUCAAACAAUCAUAAUCACGUCACUGCGCGGAGAUCAAUCGAUCAGCGCUAGAUGCGUAGACGAGGUUACAGAUUGAAGAAUAUCUCAGGGGUGCGAAUCUAGGCACUAGAUAAAAAGUAGGAACUAGAAGCAGCAACGUGUAACUACGCGAUGCAGCCUAGUCAAAUCACUGAUGCCGAUUGGAAUCGGCACAACGGAUAGAAUUAGGGUUCGCUUGUUCGGAAAAAAAUCCUUGUAACUGUGAUCUUCGGGAUUGUCUGUAGUGAUGGAGAAUUUUGCGUCCGUAUCUUGUUCGGCUGGUCGCUUUUCUCAGUAAAUUUCUAUAUGCAUAAUUAAUGAGUCUUUUCUGUUUUUCAAUGACUCUCGUUGUUUCUCGAUCUUCGAAAAUUUUAUUUCGCAGCUUUGCAAGUUCUUGAAGAAAAUUUUCAAAAAAGACUUGUCGCAGAUACCAUACCACUAUUUAAAACAUCAGUUGUUGUUAAGUCUUGUGCAAAGUUUAGAAAACAUUAUAAUUAUGUGAUAAAUUUUCAUAAAAGUGAAAAUAUAUUGUUCGAUCAGUAGCGUUCGCUAACACUGAGCUCAAUUGUUAAGAGUAUUUUUAGCUUAAUUAUAUGAAAUUAAUUUAAAGCAAAUUUUCUUAUUUGCAACACAUAUCAUUCAAUACCUCGUUUAAAUGUAAACACGAAGCUGUAAGUUUAAUCUGCAACUGUCGCAAAACGAUCGUUGGAACAAUUGCAAUGUUGAUCUUGAUUAAAUAGCGAUACAGCGUCGGGCAUUUCGUUGCUUGGAUCAUAACUUGGAUCAAAGUGUUAUACAGUGGCAUGUUUAGUUACGGUGACCGUGUGGUGUCGUGAGCAGCAGUAUUUUCAUUUUCCUUUCGAAUGCACCGAUUGCACCGUAGUUCAAGUAAUAACGCACCAGCAAUAUCCGUAGAUUAGCACGGUAGCCAUGCCGCAUCUUCAAUUCUCUAGGAUACUUCUCGUGUUGCUGUGUAUACGUGAUCACGCUACGAAUAAUGAAAAUAAUUGAAUAAUAAAUACCGUUUUCUCUCACCGCGAGCGUGAAUUCGGUCUCAUUGAUCUCGCGCCACAAUAUAUACAUAUGUGUGUACGUGUGUAUAUACAGCACGCGUACUAUGCUCCAUCGAUAAGAUCGCCUUAAUGGGAAUUUCACGAUAAUUUCACUUCUAAUCAUCAUUCAAGAGAUGACACUUAUGUUCGUGCAUUUGACGUCAUCUCUGCUUUUAGGGUCGCAAAUCCUAAAAGUACAUCGACUCUCAGAAACCAUCAAAUCAGCAGCCAUGACUGUAACGAUCGCUGUAGCAAAUUAGUGAUUUCCAUAAUAUCGAUCAUUGUGAAUAUAACGAGAUACUCUUUCGCACGCUCUAUAUUAGAUAAGGCGAGAUACUUCGUGCAACCUGCGAGAUUUAUAAACGUGCAGUUGUAAUAAUUCGUAUUAGAAGGCGGUGAUACAUAGACCGUGUAUCACCGCCUGUAAGAGAUUGCGGUAACGCUGAGAAAAUAUUGUUCGUCGAAAAUCGAUGUAACGAUCUGUAGCAAAUUAGUGUUUUCCAUAAUAUUGAUCGUUGUGAAUAUAACGAGAUUAACGAAGGUAUUGAAGUACAGCAAAAAUUCGGUAGCAAACUGUUCGCAAUUGCAAGCCCAUGUUCCCUCCCUCGUCCAAGAGGGAACAUGAGCUUACUGAAGAACGGUAAAUUAUAAACGAUACCCGUGAUCUCGACGAUCAUCCUUUGAUUAUCGCGAGAGAAUUGUGCAAUAAGUUAUGGAUUCGCGCAUGUUUCACGCCUUUAGAUAGCGUAACGCUCGUAUAUACAUAUAUAUAUAUAUAUAUAAAUAUAUCUAUAUCCUUCACUGCGCUUUCCGAGCAUUCGUCACUGUACAUCGAGGAGAAAUCUCUUACGUACAUAUCAUCCUGGCGGUACGAUCGCUGAGCUUCAGUGCCUCCUUUCCUUCUCUUCGCUUUAGAUUAACAGUAGUAGCAUGGGGUCAUCCAUUUACAAUCCUAACGUUAUCCCCUUUACCCUUUACCUCCCAACGAAAAUGGUAGAAUAGUUAGAUAUAUUAAAAUCUAUACGUGUUAUUGCGAAUUACAACACGCGGUGUGUCUUAAGAUUAACAAAAAUGUCUUUGCUAAUUGUCUGCUAAUUGCUAAGAUCGUCCUUAUGCUAGUUAGAAAGCCACUUGUAACAAUUGGCUUCACUUUAACCGACGCUUAUGAGAACAGUUCUCAUAAUGAUGUCACGCAAGACUCUAUGCGACUGCUGUUACAAACAAGCGAUCGGAUUGCUACAUUUUGAAAACAUUGAAGAAAUCUCGAUGUAGAAGACAGAGGGGUUCCAUUGUCUUGGUGCAUUUGGUAGCUAGCUACUUUACGGGAUGCGCUCGUUAAGGCCGACACAAACACCAAAAUUUGUAACUUUGUAAGUGCUUCACAACGAAAGCGGCAAGAGGCGCAUUUUCAGCGGUUGUAUACUUUUAUUUCGCAUCUGAGCUGAGGAGUAAGCCAAUAGGAUAGAGUACGCAUCAUCGAUUUACCCCCGAUUACACGACGGCUCGUCUCUCGAUAAUACUCAAUGCGUAAUUCUGUGUGUAACGAAUUUAAUGUUAAAGUAUGGUUACGGCGAGUUACGGAUAGUAACUCAAGAUAAAAAAAAAGUAUCUCAAUUCCGUAGCGUGUGGGCGCGACGAAAAUACAUGUACGUAUACGUCGCAACCCAGUAGUGUGUGUUACCUCCUUGAUUUCAAUGCGUGCUAGCCCAAUACGUAUGACAUCCAAUCAUACACAUAUAUAGGCACAUAUACAAAAAAAUUUAAUCGUAUCGUAACGCUAUAUAAGUAAUAUUACUGUACGGUAUGAUAUCGAUGUUACUUAAUCCUUUAUCAUUAAAGUCAGCCUAACGUGCCAGGAAAGCAAACUAAUAAUAAGAUUUACACUGUUAAUCAAUGUGAAUGUCGUUGACUCGCUGAUGAUUCACCGCUCUUACUCAACAUAUCGUUAAUUUAAAUAAACAACGAGCUAGAAGCAACUAUUAAAUGGGUUGAUUAGCAUGUGAUUGCUUCUUAACUGCAUUUUGUGUUAAAAUAAUAAAUUUUAACAUGCAAGACAGUGAAAAAUAAUGACAUAUUGAGGAGGAGCGGUGGCGACUCGUUACUGAGUCAAAUAUAACGUUACGAAUUUAACAGUGUAGUAAGUCGUGUAAACGAACAUAAACCCGAGUCCAACUAUGUAGAUUACGUAGAUUUAUAUAGAUUUAUGUAGGUUCGUUAGGGAUUUGAAAAAUUAACAUAAUUGGUCGGGCGUUCGAUUAUGCAAAUCGAUUAUAAUAUACAUAUAAUCUAAAACAGAUGCGUAGAUUAGUAGGAUGUCGACGAAAGGGCGGCCCGUGUUCAUCGCGCUUUCUCGAGCGGAAUGAUCCUUACCGGGCGCGAGCACGGUUGAUCGUGCUACCAAAGAGAGGAAGGGAGAAUCGAAAUGUGACGCUUCGAUGACCACGAACGGACCACCCACGCGGGAGAAAGGGUUGAACCGAGGUCCAUGGAUCGACUCGUUGGCCGCCACGUGCUCGAAAACCACCGUGACUUUCGAAUUGGCUGACAUUCACGCGGCGGCCGACGUUUCGACGAACCUUGAAUCGAGGCUGAAUACCAACGGUGAUGACUUCUGACAUUACCGCGUGCGAAGUGCGAUUCAAUCGUCGUGUAAAAAAAAAUAAAUGAUAGAGUUGUAAUGGAUGAUGAGCACGAGCGGAGGAUUCGUUACGGAUCGUGGUGAUCUCGAGCGUAAUGCAACACAAAUGCAAGGUAUACCAAUACGAGGAUCUGAAUGAACGGCGGCCUUUUUGAUAUCUGUUCCAAUUACAGAACUUUAAUAUGCUUGCAUUAAUUAAAUAUUAUUUUAGAAUAGAUUUAAUAACGUCGCUAUUAGUUUAUAUUUUACGGUUUCGUUGCAACUUGCAUACUUUCCAUUAAACGAACUAGAUUUAACCGCAUCGAAGGUCGGUCAGGUAAUUUAAAAAAAAACUAAAAGGUGAAUACCUUUGCACAAUUUAUCCGAAAUGGAGAUUACUGAAUUUUUACUUUAUGAAAUGAUAAGAUGUGAUAGCAAAUAAUUUUUCAUGAUUUGAACGGUGGAAAAAUUGAUGAUUACGAGGGUUUGUCCGCUGAUCACAAGAUUGAUGCGAAAAGAAUAUGCAGUUCGGUAAGAGUCCAAAGAGAGAGAAAUCGCGAAUGGCGCGGCGCGUUACCUUUUAACGAUAAACUUUUAACGGUACUUAUAAAUCUAUCUAAGCGUAUUUUUAGUAGUUCACUGAAAGGACAACGAAUCAACAGAGCGAAUACGUGUCCUGAGCGGUGGAAACGGGUGGAAACUAACAAAAUGGAAGAAAGAGAUCGAAGGACGCCUAUGUAGAGCAACCGCGUAGUACGUCGCGCGCGCCCGUAGAUUAGCGCGCGCUAAAAUUAUCAUUGAAAAUCUAAGUAACGGAGUAGCUUCUCCCCGCUAAGCGCGAUGGGGGAGGAAUUAGAUCACAUACAUAAAAUGCGAGUUCUAUCUGUCAUCGUUAAUUACUAAGGAUUAUCAGAGCUUGGCAAAGAGCUCUGAGAUGAAAUCAAUAUGAAAUGAGUUCUGCAAAUGUAAGAAUACAAAUUUAUAGCCUCUAGUGAGUACGCAAAGAAGUGUAGUACAAUAUUAAUGAGAACGUGUAUAACGAGAACAUGUAUAAAAAUAUAUAAAGAAUAUAUAAAUAAUAUAUAUAUAAAGACAAAUAUAUAUAACAAAUAUAUAUAAAUGCGAACGCAUAUACAAAUACAAAAAUAUGUAAUUAUUCCUAUGGUAUGAUAUGCAACGUUAAUCAUUAGGUGCACGUAAGAUGGUCGUUGCGCUCGUGCACUUAUCGCUUCAUCAAAGAUUGAUGAUGGAAAUAUCUUGAAAAUAAUGAAGCGUGAAUUUGGCUGCGCUGAUAAAAAUUUCAAUGUUCUACUUGUUAAAAAAUUCGCUCGAUUCAAGCUACUUCUAUUAACGAAGAGCGAAAAGCGCGAUGAGCAGCGAGCAUCAACGUUCAGUGAGUUCAGUGCUGACAAUGUCCUUUUCGCAAUAGUUAACGAGAUGAAAUAUAGAAGUAGAGAGUAGAUCAUUUUCGGGACGAGAUACCUCAGUCGAAGCAUGCUGUUUUUCGCCUAACAUAUGCUAAUAUAAAAACGGCGUUUGAUGCGAAACAUCCGAUAAAUAUUGAAGAUCAAUUGGAUGAAGUUAUCGAUUUAAUUUUAAUGUAAGGAUAUUGGACUCUUUGUUUUUUGGCGCAAUAUAUCCAUAUUUGCGCAGUUUUGUAAAACUUUUGUAUCGGUAUUAUGUAUAUUGCGAUAAAAGUGCGAGAAAUUUGUGUCGCUAAAAUAAAACGCAAUAUCCAUUAAGACUUCUCGAUUGUUAAUCACGACUGUGAAAUGGUAAUACAUUGCGACGAGUAUUUUCAUUUAGCAUUUAAUAUAACAUUUUUUCAAGAACAACGAUUUAAUGAUACAAAUACGGACGAAAAUUAUGAUGAGAUUUUUUGUAUUAUUAACGUUUUAUCUAUAUGGUUGACGGAUACGGUAACAGUUUCUUAGAAUGUUAAACGUUUCGAUGUGGUUCGUAAUUAACCAAACAGAAAUAUCAAUAGAAUAAUAUCUAGCAAUUAACGCGUCAGGCAGUUUUCUGAAUAAUAGAAAACUCGUCAAGACAAAACAGACUGUAACGAAUCUCAAAAAAAAAUAUUUACCCCAUAAUAGAUUAGAAAACAUUUUCAAUGUUUCCUAGUCGUUAUGGUUGUUAUAAUAAAUCUUACUCCCAA
This is a messenger RNA of Vollenhovia emeryi, 10983 nucleotides long. It is a transcript of the gene Syn, whose product is annotated as synapsin. Gene Ontology annotation, molecular function: metal ion binding; ATP binding. The annotation marks the transcript as partial. Gene Ontology annotation, biological process: neurotransmitter secretion. The transcript has 9 exons. Gene Ontology annotation, cellular component: synaptic vesicle membrane; synaptic vesicle. The record is from RefSeq and is a predicted model, not a curated record. NCBI's taxonomy places the organism in Eukaryota, Metazoa, Arthropoda, Insecta, Hymenoptera, Formicidae.